This is a messenger RNA of Aphanomyces astaci, 644 nucleotides long. RefSeq lists its product as hypothetical. The transcript has a single exon. NCBI's taxonomy places the organism in Eukaryota, Oomycota, Saprolegniomycetes, Saprolegniales, Verrucalvaceae. The record is from RefSeq and is a predicted model, not a curated record. Gene Ontology annotation, molecular function: ubiquitin-protein transferase activity. Bases 24 to 602 code for a protein of 192 amino acids.
GUUGUUCGCAAAUUCUCGCCGACAUGGGCCAGACUUGCUCGUGCCUUGACCACAGCUUCUCAGCGAGUCGGAGUCGGCGCAACUCUCCUCAACCAGACCACGGUGCGUCAUCUCCCAACGAACCUCCGCAUGAAUCCCGUGGGUUGCUCAAAGACCACAGCGUCGUGGAUGUCGAUGCGGAGUCGACUACCCCAGUCUCACGCCGCAGCACUGACGACAAUGCAGUCAUGAAGCGCACGAACCGCGCCGUAGACACAUCUUCCUCGUACACGACGACAUCGUACUUUGAAGAAUCCCCCAAGAGCAGUUGUACACCGCCACCUCAAACGUCGGCAGCUGUGAUCUCGUCCGUUGACGCAUACCUGCCUCUGCAGGCCCCAUCGACGAAUACUGAAGUGGUCGACGGCGUCGAGCUAGAAUGCGUCAUGUGUCUUGACGCCUUCGAUGCCGGGAACCCUCGCAUCCGAACGUUGUGCAACUGCGGCAUGAACCGAACCAACUUUCACCUGUCGUGUCUGCUGGAAUGGACCGACCGCGACAAGAAUUGCCCCGUGUGCCGCGAAUACUUGUAUUUCGAAGAGAAUUACGACAUGGAAGAUUAAUAAUUCAUCUGUAUUUAAGUUACAACACAAAAGAAGCUCUAA